Molecule: messenger RNA, 1004 nt
Organism: Polistes dominula (European paper wasp)
Lineage: Eukaryota; Metazoa; Arthropoda; Insecta; Hymenoptera; Vespidae
Source: RefSeq, a predicted model, not a curated record
CUGUCUGAAAACAUAUUGACAAAUACAUUUUCAAUAAGAAUUUCUAAGCUCGCUACAAAGAUUUUUGGGCUUUGUCUAGCAAAAAUUGAAGACUUCAAUUUUCAGUGCUUUAAAAAGAGAAGAUGCCGUGCUGUGCUGCAAUUAAUUGUAGCAACAAAUCAAAAAAAGGCUUUCGGCUGUUUACUUUCCCGGCAAAUAGUAAACGGAUCCAAUAUAUGGAUCCAAAAUAUGCGAAGAAACAAUUGGAAACCAAGUUCUUUUUCUCGCUUAUAUGAAGUACACUUUGAAAAUUCUCAAUUUGAAAGUAAACGUGCAGAUGGUUGGAAAAAAUUGAAGCCCAAUACUGUUCCUACAUUAUUUAAUGUACCAAAUCCACCUCCAAGGAUUGAAUCACUUCCACAGAGGUCAACAUAUAAAAAAAAUAAUAGUGAUUCUACUCCAAAGGAUGUGCAACUAAUCAAGAUGAUACCUUUUCAACCCCAAACUAUGGUUGAACAAGCAUCAAUUCCUACAAUAUCAAAUAAUGUGGAUAURAUAGAAAGUGAUCCAAAGAGUAUAUUUAAGAAGAAAGAUACAAAUAUAUUAUUAGAAGAGCAAAUUGAUAAACUUCAGAAAGAAAAUGAAGAUUUGCGUAAUCAGUUACAACAAGCAAAAGCAGCAUGUUAUGCUGCUGGACAGCAAGAAAAAGAAGAACUUCGUUUUAAAAGAGAGACUUUGGCUGCAUUCUUAAAUAAUGAUCAGAUUAAAUUAUUACAAAAAGGUCGCUUAAAUCAAUGGUCAAAUGAAAGUAUUAUUAAAGGUCUUAAAUUUAAAUUUGCUCUUUCAGUUCAUGGUUUUAAUUUUUUGAGGAAUAAAAAUUUGAAAAUGUUUUACAGUUAUUACAUUUCAAAGUUGAAACUAUGGAUACAAUUGAUAAAUUUUGUGUACUAUCUUAUGAUAAGAUGUCCAUUAACGAACAGCUUGAUUAUAACAAAAUUAUAGGGGAAUUUUCUGGUCAUACUACA